Molecule: messenger RNA, 612 nt
Organism: Dromaius novaehollandiae (emu)
Lineage: Eukaryota; Metazoa; Chordata; Aves; Casuariiformes; Dromaiidae
Product: claw keratin-like
Exons: 1
Coding region: 10-393 (127 amino acids)
Cellular component (GO): intermediate filament
Molecular function (GO): structural constituent of cytoskeleton
Source: RefSeq, a predicted model, not a curated record
AGCCGAAGGAUGUCCUGCUCCGACCUGUGCGCCUCUCCCUGCGGGGUGGCCGGCCCGGCCCCGCUCGCCAACUCCUGCAACGAGCCCUGCGUGCGGCAGUGCCCCGACUCCACGGUGGUGAUCCAGCCCCCGGCCGUGGCGGUCACCAUCCCCGGGCCCAUCUUAAGCUCCUUCCCGCAGCACAGCAUCGUCGGCUCGGCGGGAGUCCCCGGCAUUGCAGGGGGCUACGGCGGCACCUUUGGAGGCCGUGGGGGCUACGGAGGCCUUGGGGGUUUUGGAGGCCUUGGGGGCCUCAGAGGCUUUGGGGGCUACGGCAGCCUUGGGGGCUACGGGAGCUGCGGUUCCGGGGGCCUUGGCCACCGCUACCUCAACGGCAACUGCGGGCCCUGCUAAGCCCCACGCUUGGCGCGGCCACGCACCAAGGACGGCUCCCGACAUCCACCGGCACCUCCUGAGCCCUGGCACCCAGCCUGGCCUCAGCCCCGCGUGACAGCGCAGCCGAGCGCCGGGUGCCUCCUCCUGCUGCACAGCUGGUGCUCGUCGGUGCUCUCCCCCUCUGCACGGAGACCCUGGCCUCGCCGUGGCCAGGACCCUGCUCUUCGCCGUGUGCCU